ACAUGUACACUGAUCAUCAGGGCACUGAUGACCAGUGUAGCUCCAGCAGUGCCACCUGUCAGUGCCCAUCAGUGCCACAUAUCAGUGCCUACCAGUGCACAUCAAUGCCACAUAUCAGUGCCCAUCUGAGCUGCCUUUCAGUGUCACCCGUCAGUGCCACCUAUCAAUGCCAAUCAGUGCCACUUAUCAGUUGCCCAUCAGUGCCACCUACCAGUGCCUCCUCAUCAGUGCCACCUAUCAGUGCCCAUCACUGCAGCCUCAUUAGCGCACAUCAGUGAAGGAGAAAAAUCACUUAUUUACAAAAUUUUAUAA
Molecule: messenger RNA, 312 nt
Organism: Staurois parvus
Lineage: Eukaryota; Metazoa; Chordata; Amphibia; Anura; Ranidae
Source: the annotation of a GenBank genome assembly